AUGGCCGACCUGGACGUCGCAAGCCACUACAACCUCCCCGACGAAUUCCCCGACGAAUGGCCUGCAGCGUUAGAUGAAGCAGAUCAGCCUGAAGAAGAACCAAUUCAACGAGCAGACUCCCGCCCUCGCAAGUCGCGAUACAUCGCCCUCGAACGAAGUCCCAGCGAUUGGAGGAGUAACUUUGGCCCACGUCGAGGGAAGGAUGGCAGAGAAAACGCUCAGAAGGACGAGCCGGACCCAUUGGGCACGAGUGACAGUGUUCUUCGAAUUCUCAAACAACGAGGCAUACCACUAGAGGAGGAGAAUGGAAAGCGCUCACGGUUCUUGCUGUCGUCAACGUCAUUCUCGCCUGCGCUCUUUCUGUCCCAGGCACACCACACAGCAUCUAUUGAGUCACUGACCAGUGGCUUGGAUAACCUAUCCCAUUCGAUCGACCAAAAAUCCGCGUCCCUGAAGGUGUUGGUGGAGGCAAAUUUCGAGCGCUUCGUGCGCGCCAAGGCAACCAUCGACAGCGUCUACACUGAGAUGAGGAACCAGGGUGUUGAGAAGCAACCGGGCCUCGGUCCUCGCAGAUCGGGACACUUCCGCAGCUAUUCUGGUCAGCAACGAAGUGUGUCCCCUGCCCCAGUGGUGGCCAAGAAAACUGCACUCGUGAAGGAAAGCGAGUACGGCAUGAAGGGCAUCCGUGGCCCGUUAGUUGAGGCCUCUGUUAAAGCUGAGGAAGUCUGGGGGCCAGCUCUUGGGGGUCGAGAGCGAGAGCAGAUGCUGAAGUCCGUAGUUGAAACCAUGGAGAAGAACCGGGAUGUUUAUGAGAUUGGGAGUCAUUUGGCAAAGUCCAUCCAGCAACGCGAUUACGAAGCUGUCUUUGAGCAAUAUACCAAGGCGAGAACCCUUGCGAACCAAGCCAAAGACAUCGCAAAUCGAGCCUCUAGCUCUCGCGGACAAUUGAACGACACUGAGACGCACACCAUCUUAGCUAUGGGUCGAAUGUGGUUGGAUGUUGACCAACAGAUUCACGAUUUCAAGCGAGAGCUCUGGAAGCGUCUCGCUGACGCACCUACUACAUCAACUACAAGCACUGCGUUGGGUCCGGUUGAAGAGCACAUGGAGCUGAUUGGAGCCUUGUUGGAGCUCGGCGUUGAAGACAAUCCGAUCCAGAUAUGGCUACAAAGCCGGUUUGAAUUCCUGAAAGCAAAAAUCGCCGGUUUCUCCGAAAGAUGCAAGGUUGAAAUCGAGAUCCUACGAAGAAGACUUGCUGGCGGCGAGAAGCCAACUGCACAAGCCACUGCGUCGUACCUACGUCUGGCGCCCCGGGAGGGCUCCACGGAAAGUCCAGAGAGGUUCGACACCGACCAAGUCAUUGAACUCUGGGAAUGUAUACAGACGUUCUUGAACCGAAUUCUGUCUUCGCAGAAUGGGUUACUUGGCGAGGUUCUGGACUUUUGGGAAGUGGCACAAUCCUUCAUCGAUGGCAAUCGGCAGCGGCUUUUACCAGCUGGGUUUGAAGGGGAAAGUCGAAAACACCACCGGCUUUCUACCGAGAGUAUCAAGCAGCUAGAGAGAGGCGUGGUGGAGCUGGUCAAUCUCAUCCGCGAUAAUGUCUUGCUUCUUUUCGCAGAGCCUCCUAUCGAAGAUGUUUCUAUACUUUUCUCACCGGUGCCACCAAGUCCCUCGACCCCGGAAUCCAGAGGAAUCACCCCGACAGAGUCCCGAUUCAAGCUGGACCCAAAGAAUCUGCCGUUCCCUCCCCCGAAGCGGGGAGAACACUGGGAGGAAUAUGCAUUCUGGCCCCCAUACUCCAAUUCCCUCAGUGGAGUGCAUUAUUUGAGUAAGUUCCUCAUUAUUGUGGGAACUGCUGCUAGUGAAAUGGCGGCAUUGCGGCCCGUUGGUGGCAGUGGGAAAACCUAUGAUCUUCUCAAGACCCUCGUCAGUGUGGCCAGAGAUCGAUGUGCUCGUGUAGCAUGCGCUGCCUGGAGCAAAGAUGCGGAGGUCUGCAAGCUGCUCGAGGACUGGACACGCGAUUCGGAGAAGCGCGAUCUAACCAAGAUGCCCGGGUUCUUUGUGGCAUUUGAAGGGGCUAUUUUAAGCGGCAUGCAGAAGCUUCUUUACAUUUCAGAAGCAAUGGCAAAGCCGGGCACUGUGGACGUGGUCACUCAGCCUCCUGCAAAACUUCUCCAGAUGGUUCGCGCACAGUUUGUGUCUAGUGUUUAUAAAGCACUGAGUGGGCUGGUGGAAAAUGCGGAGCGUCUAACUACAGCCGAAGAGGAGAAUGAGUGGAUAAUCGCCCGACCAGCUCUGACAAGUCAGGUCACCGAUGCCGCAAUGUCAAUACUUUCAGCAGAUUCUGUUGAUUCAUUGAAUCGGAACGUUCGAAUCCUCCUGACUCUCUCCAACCUCAAGGCACUACAAGCCGACUAUGUUCCACAACUGAUCUCCAACUUCGAGACCUCUUUCUCGGUCAAGCUGACAGAAGAGGCCAAGACCGUUCGGGAUGUCCUCAGCCAAAUUGAAGACCGACUGUUCCAGUCCUAUGUCAAUCCCACCACUGCUUUGUUGGAUAAAACCAUCUCAGCUGGUAUUGCAUCUCCAGACUGGGAACCAUCAACCGAACGGCCAGAACAAGUCCGGCCUUACGUGUACAACGCCAUGUUGACCAUGGUGUUAGUUCACACUGAGAUUUCCACAACCAUCCCAUCCAGCGUAUCGAUUGCCAGCCGAACCUCGCCAAACGCACCCUUCUCCCUUCUGGCCACUGUCCUCACACAUCUCUUGUCCAAAAUCUCCUCUUCGCUGCUUGCUGCCUUCCGAGCUCGGUCUUCAUUCUCACUUGCCGCUUUAAUGCAAGCUACACUGGAUACUGAAUUUAUUGCACAAACACUUGCACUAUAUGCGACGGAGGAGGCGUCAAAUGUGCAAAGCCAGAUCUACGUGGAAUUAGAUCGCCGUACCACAAAUGAAGCCCGGACAAAGCUCCAGGCUGAGUUAGGUGAGAUGCGUGUGGUCCUCAAAAAGCUGAGAGACCGCACGAAAGGCGAGUUCGCUUGCUUCAAGAAGCCCCGAAGUGCGGGUGGCAGCUCCAAGUCUUCCGCUUAA
This is a messenger RNA of Penicillium salamii, 3093 nucleotides long. The record is from the annotation of a GenBank genome assembly. NCBI's taxonomy places the organism in Eukaryota, Fungi, Ascomycota, Eurotiomycetes, Eurotiales, Aspergillaceae.